Molecule: messenger RNA, 3294 nt
Organism: Heterostelium album PN500
Lineage: Eukaryota; Evosea; Eumycetozoa; Acytosteliales; Acytosteliaceae
Gene: dhx16
Product: DEAD/DEAH box helicase
Exons: 2
Coding region: 1-3294 (1097 amino acids)
Biological process (GO): mRNA processing
Cellular component (GO): intracellular anatomical structure; catalytic step 2 spliceosome
Molecular function (GO): RNA binding; ATP binding
Source: RefSeq, a predicted model, not a curated record
AUGUCAACAGAGUUAAAAAGAUGGGUAGCUGAUCAAAUGACCGAUAUACUUGGUUUCAGAGAGAAUACUUUAGUUGAUUAUAUAUUGGCAUUGGCAAAGAAGAGUAAUAAUAAUGUAGAUAAAUUAGUUUCAGAGUUAGAGAGUAAUGAUUUCCCAUCGAAUGCAAACACCAGAGAGUUUGCUGGUAGUCUAUUACAAAGAAUGCCUUCAUCAUCCACCACCACAACCAAGACAUCAAACAGUAAAUCUCAAAAAGAACAAGAAAAAGAUAGAGAAAAACAAACACUAGAUAUACUUAAAAUGAAUGAAUCAUAUCAAAUCAUACGUGAUAUUCAAGAUAAUGAAAGUAGUAGUAGUAGUGAAGAUGAAAAGAGAAAGAAAAAAGAGAAAAGAGAGAAGAGAGAGAAAGAAAGAGAAAGAGAAAGAGAAAGAGAGAAAGAAAAAGAUAGAAAAAAAGAUAAAGAUAAUGAUAGAGAAAAGGAAAGAGAAAGAGAAAGAGAAAAAGAUAGAGAUAAAGAAAGAUAUAAUGAUAAAGAUAGAAAUAUUAGAAAGAAAUCAAAUGAUAAUGGUUGGGAAGAUGAUGAUACUGUUGUUGUUUCAUCAAGAGAGAGAUCUGGUUCAUCAAGGGAAAAACGAGAUUCAGAUGAUAGAGAGAAAGAAUUGGAGAGUGAAGAUGAAUACGAGAGAGAACAAAGAGAGAUAAAAGAGUAUAAUGAAAGAUUGAAACAGCGAGAUCUUGACAAGACAAAGAAGAAAGGUGGUGAUUAUCAAGGUUCGAAACAUGGUCAGGAUGAAUCAGAGAGAAGAAAACAAAUGAAAGAUAAAAACGAUCAGUUCGAGAGAGACAGAGUUACAUCGAGAAGAAAGUUUUUAGUUGGUGAAGAACAGAAACGUUUGGUAUUGUUGAAGCGAGAGUUGGAUGAUGAAUACGAGUUGUUCAAGAAUGAAAAACUGACAGCAAAAGAGAUUAAAGAGUACGAAAAGAAGAAGAAACUCUAUGAGUUGGCAAGUCAGAAGAUCAACGAUAUCAUUGAGGACGAUCACUACAGAUUGCCUGGUCAAGCGAAUAAAGACGAUAUGUUGAAGCCAAAGUUUGAUACCGGUAGAUCGACAAGAGGAAAUAGAGAGGAGAAUCUUAGUUUUAAUCCUGAACAACGUGAAUGGGAGCGUACACAGAUGGCUGCUGCUCAAGAGCAAAACAUUCAAGGUCGCAACAACAAUGAGGAGCAAUAUGACUUUGUAUUCGAUGAUCAAAUCAGUUUCAUCAAGGAACAAGUCAUCACUGGAAAGAAAGACGAUGCUGUGGAAACACUGCAGGUAGGCGAUGAACCGCAAGUUAAAGCGAAAUCCAUUGCUGAAGUACGUAAAUCACUGCCAAUCUAUCCGUAUAGAGAGCAGUUGUUGGAGGCUGUUGCAGAGUAUCAGGUGAUUAUCAUUGUCGGUGAAACAGGUAGUGGUAAAACCACACAGAUUCCUCAGUAUCUUCAUGAAGCUGGAUACACCAAGCGUGGCAAAGUCGGAUGUACUCAGCCACGUCGUGUUGCAGCCAUGAGUGUAGCUGCGCGUGUAGCCGAGGAGAUGAAUUGUAAACUCGGUAAUGAAGUUGGAUAUUCCAUUCGUUUCGAAGAUUGCACCAGUGACAAGACAGUGCUGCAGUAUAUGACUGACGGUAUGUUGGUUCGUGAAUUCCUAACCACUCCGGAUCUGUCAAACUACAGUGUGUUGAUCAUUGACGAAGCUCACGAGAGAACACUACACACCGAUAUUCUGUUUGGUUUGGUCAAGGACGUCGCUAGAUUCCGACCGGAUUUGAAACUAUUGAUUUCCUCUGCCACGCUGGAUGCCGAUAAAUUCAGUGCUUACUUUGACGAUGCACCUAUUUUCAAUAUUCCAGGUCGUCGUUAUGAAGUUUCCACUCAUUACACACAGGCACCGGAAGCAGAUUAUCUCGAUGCAGCAGUUGUAACAGUUCUACAGAUUCACAUUACAGAGCCACUUGGUGAUAUCUUGGUGUUUCUAACCGGUCAGGAAGAAGUCGAUACCGCAGCAGAACUCCUAUUACAGAGGACAAGAGGACUUGGCUCGAAAAUCAAGGAGCUUAUCAUCACUCGUAUCUACGCAACUCUUCCAACCGAUCUACAAGCCAAGAUCUUUGAGCCUACACCUCCCAAUGCAAGAAAAGUAGUACUGGCAACAAAUAUUGCAGAGACUUCUCUCACUAUCGAUGGUAUCGUCUAUGUUAUAGAUCCUGGAUUUUGUAAACAAAAGAAUUAUAAUCCUCGAACUGGAAUGGAGUCGUUGUCUAUCAUGCCAGUUUCGAAAGCAUCUGCUAAUCAGCGAAAGGGUAGAGCCGGUAGAGUUGCACCAGGCAAAUGCUUUAGAUUGUUCACCGCAUGGGCAUACGAGAAUGAAUUGGAAGAUAACACAGUACCGGAAAUUCAGAGAACCAAUCUAGGAAAUGUUGUAUUAUUACUGAAGAGUAUGGGAAUCAAUGAUUUGAUACAUUUCGAUUUUAUGGAUCCACCACCAGCAGAGACACUCAUUAAAGCACUCGAACAACUUUAUGCACUCGGAGCACUAAACGAUCGUGGUCAACUCACAAAACUGGGUAGAAGAAUGGCUGAAUUCCCAUUGGAUCCACAGCUUUCAAAGAUGAUAAUAGCUUCUGAAAAAUAUAAAGUAACUGAAGAGAUUAUGACAAUAUGUGCAAUGUUAUCUGUUAAUAAUACAAUUUUCUAUAGACCAAAAGACAAGGCAAUACAAGCGGAUGCAGCAAGAAAGACAUUCUCACAUCCACAAGGAGAUCAUUUGACUUUACUCAAUGUGUUUAAUCAUUGGCGAGAAAGUGGUUACUCUACUCAGUGGUGUUUUGAGAAUUUCAUUCAACAUAGAACUAUGAAGAGAGCACAAGAUGUCAGAGAACAACUCGAGGGUUUGAUGGAACGUGUUGAGAUACAGGUUGAAUCGAAUCCCGACGACACUGACGCCAUUCGAAAGUCGAUUGCCUCUGGUUUCUUUUAUCAUACAGCCAAGUUGGAGAAUAGUGGAACCUAUCGAACAACCAAACACAAUCAGUCCGUACAGAUUCAUCCGUCGUCUUGUCUAUUCCAAAGUGCACCGAAAUGGGUUAUCUAUCAUGAGUUGGUAGAGACCACUAAGGAAUUCAUGCGUCAAGUAAUUGAAAUUCAACCACAAUGGCUCGUAGAGAUAGCUCCUCAUUUCUAUAAAGAGAAAGAUAUUGACUCUGAAAAUAAGAAACUACCCAAAGCAAGAGGUAAAGCACAAAUAAAUUAA